This is a messenger RNA of Pterocles gutturalis (yellow-throated sandgrouse), 1492 nucleotides long. RefSeq names its product palmdelphin (gene PALMD). Gene Ontology annotation, cellular component: cytoplasm; membrane. The coding region runs from base 38 to 1399 and encodes 453 amino acids. Gene Ontology annotation, biological process: regulation of cell shape. NCBI's taxonomy places the organism in Eukaryota, Metazoa, Chordata, Aves, Pterocliformes, Pteroclidae. The transcript has 5 exons. The record is from RefSeq and is a predicted model, not a curated record.
ACUGGAAAAGGAAAUUGAGGCUCUGGAAAGAGAGGAAAUGGAAGUCUCAGCUAAGGAAGAAGCAAUUUUAAAGAAACUUAAGUCUGUUGAGAAAACAACAGAAGAUAUAAUAAAGUCUGUGAAGACUGAAAAAGCAGGAUUUGAAAAAGAGGCAGCAGACUACAUAUACACCAGCAUACCUGACCUUCCCAAGUCUUUCAGGCCUUCUGCACUGAAAAGUUCAGCACAUGCUCCCACCGACGAGGAAAAGAGGAAAGCAUUGUUUGCCAUGGAAAUUAAAGUUGAAAAAGACAUGAAGACGGGAGAAAACACAGUGUUAUCAACAAUACCUCUUCCUUCAAAGGAGUUUAAAGAGACAGGAAUUAAAGUCUAUGACGAUGGCAGGAAGUCAGUCUAUGCAGUGUCCUCAAAUGGCAGCACAACACAAAAUGGGAUGGAUGAACUUGCUCCUGUUGAGGUGGAGGAUCUGCUACGGCAGGCCACUGAAAAAAAUUCCCAAUCUCCCACAGAGUAUCAUGAGCCUGUGUUUGCAAACAAGUUUUGCAGGCCAGUUACUCCUCAGAAAGACAAAAUAGUCCCUGGACCAAAACUGGAAGACACUCACAGAAGAGAAAUGAAUGGAUUUGCCAAUCAUCGCACAGAAUUCUCCUCUAAAAGAGAGCCCUUUAUGCAGCAACAUAAAGAGAAUGGGGUUGAUCUUCCAAAGGUAAUACAGCCAACAUCUCCCUCUCCAGUUCUUUCCUGUUCAGAGAAGCAAGUGCACACUAAUCCUGAGAAGAGGAUGAUACAUAAUGAAGAAAGAAAAGCUGCACAUGAGGAAUUAAAACCUUACCAGAAUACAAGAGAAAGACAUAAUGAGACAAGGUUUUCAAGUCCCUGCCGUCUUAAUGAAACACCUCCAACACCUCAAGAUGAGGAAGAUGUUCAGUACAGCAUUGUCCAAGCUGUACCAUGUUACGUGGAUGAUUCUGAACCAGUAACAAUGAUUUUCAUGGGUUAUCAGCGCAUUGAUGAUGACGAUGCAGAAGCAGACCAAAAGUUGUCACGAUAUGACGGGGUUAUCCGUGCAGAAUUAGUUAUCAUUGAUGAUGAUGAUGAUGAUGACAGCAAAUCUGAGAAACCAGCAUAUCAUCCCGUAGGUCACUAUAGUCAGGUUUAUCAGCCACCGAGCAGGAAAACCACAGAAGCCCUACAGACAAACCCUGUGAGCAGUUUGGGCAUGAGCCUGAACAAGGUACCCCACAAAAAUUCCAUCUCCCUACGAGAACAAGAGGAACGCUUAAGCUCACCAACACACCACGAUCAUCUUCACGGCCAGGUAUCUGGAGACGGCACUGAAGAUCCCUCACUAACAGCUCUGAGGAUGAGAAUGGCAAAGCUGGGGAAAAAGGUGAUUUAACAGCUGUAAUGACGUGGAAGUAAAAUUACUGCUCAAAGCAGAAUAAAGCUAAGAAGAGUUUCUUCAACACACCUUUUUUGGAUCAUAAUGCUU